AGGCGUGUCAAGUUCUGCUAUCGACUUCUCGCGAGAGUCGGCGUUAAUAGACUGAAGAUGGAGGCUGUUCCUCGUAUGCCAAUGUUAUGUUUUUCUUUAAAACACAGCCCCGAAUAUGUGGAAUUUGGCCCUGUUUUGAAAAAGAUUAUACGAGAACAAUACUCAGAAGAUCCUGCUCUCUACAACAAAGCCUGCAAUGACUUGGAACAUAUGCGACAGGUUGCUGUUAGUGUUCCUCGGGAUUUCACUGGCUGCAGUACACUAAAAAGAUAUUAUGCACAGCUUCAGUUUUUACAGAGCCGUUUUAAGCUUGGCCAAGAUGAUGAGGAUGCUAUACCUUUCACCUGGGAAGAUGUACAUACGGGAAGAGAAUAUGUAUACCAGGACAUUAAAUUUGAACAGGCAUGCAUAUUAUAUAACAUUGGCGCCUUGCAUUCCAUCCUCGGAGCUGCUGACACACGAACAACUGCAGAAGGUAUGAAAGUAUCCUGCACCCACUUUCAGUGUGCUGCUUGGGCAUUUGAAUACCUAAGAGAUUAUUACACAGCCUACAGUCAAGACCUCUCGAGAGAAAUGAUGUCUUUCCAUGUAAAUUUAAUGCUUGCCCAAGCUCAAGAAUGUAUUCUUGAGAAGUCAAUGAGUGAUAGUCGCAAGAGCACAAUUACAGCCAAAGUUGCAGCAGAGAUUGUUGAGUAUUACAAAUUGGCGUUAAAGAACGCAGCUAUUGUCUAUGAUCAGGGAAUUUUGGGUUCGAGUUUGUACAAGGCUUGGAAGAGACGAAUGGAAUGCAAAAUGCUGUUUUAUCAGUGUAUUAAAUACUUUUAUCUUGGCCAACAAGCUGAUGACCAACAGAAAUGGGGAGAAAGAGUUACAUAUUUUUCAACAGCACAUGAUCGGUUGACAGAAUGCAUGAAACUUUCCAAAGCUGAUGACAUGCAAGAACCAUUACAGUUUACAUACGAUGUUGUUGUAGGCAAAUAUGAUUCAGCUAAGAAAGAUAAUGAUUUUAUAUAUCAUGAAAAAGUGCCCGAUUUAGAAUGUCUCCCUGAAGUAAAAGGUGCAUCACUAGUUAAAGGAAUUCCUUUUAAUCCCAAUGACCCAGAAAUAUCUGGCCCAGAUAUCUUCCAAAAACUUGUACCAAUAGAAGCCCAUGAAGCAGCAUCACUUUACAGUGAAGAAAAAGCAAAAAUCUCUCGAAAGUUAACUGGAAUGAUUGAAGAAAAGAAUGAAGAACUAGAACAUUUUCUUACUUCAUUACAACUAGAAAAGAGUAUUUUAGAACCUGAAGCAAGCCGCUUGCCUCAAGAUUUGCUGGAAAGAUGUGCAGCUAUCAGUGCACGACCAAAUGCAAUCAAAGAUCUGGUCGAUGUAAUGGGAAAGCUAUCUGGUUUUGCAACUGAAGUUGAGAUGGGAAUCAAAGAAGUGAAAGAACUAAUUGAGAAGGAAAUAAAAGCAGAAGAGGAAUUUGAAAAAACUUUUGGUAAAAGACCUCCAAUGACAAUCCUAAACCAAAUCCAGAAAGACUGUGAAUUGUAUGAGUCUGGGCAUGCAAGGGGCAGUAAAUCUAAUAAAGAUCUUCACAAAGCAAUGAAUGCUCAUGUUGCCAACUUAAAGUUAAUCAGUGGACCUCUUGAAGACAUACAGAACUCUUUACCUAAUUACGACAGCAUUAAAAAUCCGGAAGAGGAAGCUGUCCAAAAAGAGCUAAAAAAAUUGCUAGCAAAAGUGGACGAGAUGAAAUCACAGCGUGUCAUGCUUGAGGAACAAUUUCGUACCAAACUACAAGAAGAUGAUAUUACAAAUGUGUUGGUAACACAAGAAGCAAACAAACAGGAAAUAUUUGAAGAACAGUUGAAAAAGCAUGAUAAGACAAUCAAUUUAAUUGAACAAAACCUUGCUGCCCAAGAAAAUAUUUUACGAGCUUUAACGAAUGCAAAUGCAAAAUUUGCUAAUACUCGAAAGACAAUAACCGAGAUUAGAGUCAAACGAGAAACAUUGAUCAAAGAACUGAUGAAUAGCUAUGAUGUUUAUGAAGAUUUGUUGGCAAAGUCUCAUAAAGGUCUUGAGUUUUAUACAAAACUAGGGUCCAGCAUUGAGCAGAUGCUUCGCCGAACUCGGAGUGUCUGCCAAGUGCAAGAAGAAGAAAGGGGCCAAAUAAAAAAUAAAUACAAUUCUAAAACUUCAACCCCAUCCAGACCUGCAGCACCCAAACCUGGCAGCAAUGUACAAUCGUCAUUACCAAGUUUCGAAGGACCCAAACUUAAGGAUUACCUACCUUAUAUGAAACCAGCUACUUUUGGCAAAGGUGCUAAGGGCCAGACAGAUAGCCACUCUAGUGGUUCAUCAACACCUGAUGGCUCUGUCAGCUUACCUGAUUUAACUGCAGCAUCAGUGGUCUUGCAUCAUGAAGGAGACGGAGGAAGCAGUGGUGCACUUCCAGCUGGUGUGGGAGGAUCUAUAUCUCAAGGCACCCAGAGUGCUGACACUCAACAGUUUAUUGUGACUGCAGUUCCUUUUAAAAUACCUAGCAGUGCAGAUACUGGUGCCAUAUCAGUACCAUCCUCUGGUACUCCUGUGGAAAUGAGUAGAACUUUGCCACUUACAGGUCCAUCAUAUGUGGCACAAGAGCAACAAGAGUCUCGGCAAUGCAAACCACAGCUCCUACCACCACCACAGCAACGUCAGCAACACACCACUAAUACCGUUUCUGCUGUGGCCACACCCAUUGCUUCACCGACUAUGGAUGUUCAGGCUUAUUCCCACGUAUUGCCUAGCACUGCUGGAGUUAACAGUACUUUCAACAGGCAGCAAGGAAUCAGUGUCUCUGCAAAUGUGCAGGAUCCUGCAAACUUUCCUAAUACUUCAAGAGUUCAGGCUGGUGGGCCACAGUACUAUCAUUCUCAAGAUGUACAGCAAUCUCAGCAGUACUCAGCUAGUACCAGUGUUCCCAGUGCAUUACCUCAAAGUGCUCAUCUUGUUCACUAUCCUAACCAGCAGCAAAUACCUGCUACAAACUAUCAGGCAGCUCCAGCUGGCCAUAUUGAUUCUAUGUAUCCUGAUCUAUAUAGCUAUCAACAGGUUUACUGUCAAAAUGUUUCAGAACAACACCAAAGACAGCAGAUUCCUUAUUCUAUGCCUCCAUCCACAGCUGCAACUCACCCACAACCACAAAUUUAUAGUUCACAAUCACCAUCGCAACAUCCUUAUGGUGACAGGUUCUCUGUAUCACAGCCAGGUUAUUCUUCUCCUUCGAGGACCACACCCAAUCAACAAAGCCACAUGCCUGGUCCACCUACACAGCAGCCUGUUUAUGGUCAAAUGGUUGCUCAGCAACAAUACCCUAGUAGUACCCGAGUUGCCCCUUACCAAAUACCUUCUGCCCAGCCUAUUUCUGCUUCACAAGGUCAGGUGCCAACUCAAAGAUGGAAUCCAAAUAUGGAUCCUACACACAGUCCUUCACACACACAGUACCAGAUGCCUAAUGCAAGCCAACAGCAUCCAUCAGCUGCAUCUUCAAUGAGUUACAUUCAUUCAGCUGGCAGCUAUGGUGUAACUAGCCCAGCUGUUGGACAGAAUCAACCUAUGCCAUGGGCAUCACCAUCUAAGCUGGCAGCUGGAAGUGGACAUCCAUCUGGUCAGUAUAUGAGCAAUGUACCCUUGCAACAUGUGUCUCAACCUCAGCAGCCACAGCAGCCUGCUCAUAUGAACUAUCCUCCUGGUUCUACAUCACAGUAUGGCCAACAGCAUCCUACUUUCACAGGACAUCAUCCUCCUCAGGGGCAGCCUCAGCCUCCACCCCAACCACAGGCCCAGCCCCAGCUCCCACCACAGGCCCAACACCAGCUUCCACCACAGGCCCAGCCCCAGCUCCCACCGCAGGCCCAGCACCCACCACAGGCCCAGCCCCAGCUCCCACCACAGGCCCAGCCCCAGCUCCAGCCUCAACUCCAUCCACAGGCUCAGCCACUGCAACACAUUCCGACAGCUCAGCCAUCUGCUAUGUCAUCAUCAGCUGGUCUACAACCACCAGGUUUACCUCCACAAAUUCCUAACCAAUGGAAGCAAAAUCAGCCGCAAGCUCCUUCACAACAGACGUGGAUACCCAACCAAUCGUAUGGUGGUCUAAGUCACCAACAAGUGAUAGGUCAGCCUCAACCAGGACAGAUUAUCUCUUCUAGAUUUCAAUCACCAGCAGUACCCCAAAGUUCUCCUCAGCACACUUAUAACCAAACACCCUCUCAAGAAAUGACAGCUAAUCAACAGAUCCUUGCAGGAUCUUCACAUCAAACUCCUUACUCUCAAUCUUAUUCAGUUCAAGCAGCAAAACCAACUAUUCUUGAUCAUUCUCAGCAGAUGGCUACAGCUAGAAUGCCAUCACCUGUUCAACAAAACCAAGCUACACAGCAGCAAUUACAAUCAGGAACUUCACAGAUCCAGCCACCUUCUACUCAAAGCUCUUUUCAGCAGCAACAGAAUACGAUGGGGGUAAUGCAGUCACAUCCAAAUCAAGGAAUGACUGGAGUUUCUACAGUGCAACCACAACAGCAACAACAGGAUCCAAAUUUCCAACAGAAACUUUCUACAAAUGUGGCACCACUUUCACAGCAACAUCUACCUGGUAUGACUACACAGGUUCCACCAUUGCAACAGCAACAAAUGCAACCUGGAAUAACACCCAGCCAUCCCCAGCAAAUUGUUGCUCAACAAGGGGUACUACCCAGACAGCCAACACAACAGAGUAACCCGAAUAUGUUACAGAACCAAUCUCAGCAACAGAUUACAUCUGGAACAUCACAAGGCCAUCUACAACCUGCUCACACUCAACAAGUUACUUCUGGCCAACAACAGAGCAACCUUCAACAAAUGGCUACAAGCUCAGUUCAAGGACCUUCUUCUCAACAGCAGUCUGGCAAUCAGAUUCUUUCUGAUGUCAGUGCAGGACAUCUUCAGCAACCAUUAUCUCAGUACACUCCACCUUCAUCCACUAUCAUUACAUCAGCUGAUCUAAAUGUCACUAUCCAACCACAAUUUACAACAGUUCAAAACUCAAACAUUCAAACUUCUGGCCCAGGCCAACCAUCACCUCAACACACUUUCAAGCAGUCUGUGACCACAUCUCAAUCUCAACCAGCAACGCAAGUUUCUUCACAUAUCCUAAAUCCUCCCAAACUAAGUCGUCAAUGGUCUGGAUCAACUGUUUCAUCUCUGGAUGAUAUUUUGUCUUCUAGCCCUGAAAACGUACGAGAGACAACAAUAGCAGACAUUGUUCUUACACCUAAAGUACUUACACCACAAGAAAUUCAACAGCAAAAAGAAGAGGCCAUCAAAAACAAUGCAAUGAAAUUAGCUCAGAAACAAGAUCCCUACCAGGACAAAGAAACUCUUGAUAAAUUUGUGAUAGAAGUAGAGAAAUUUGAGAAAGUUGUUCAAGGACUUUCUAAACCUACCCUAAAUGGACCAAGUCCUCUUGACUCUAUUUGGAAAGAACUCUGUGAUGAACAAGAAAAGGAUAGCCGGAAACGGUCUAUGGCUGCAGCUCGCUGUGAUGCAAUGAAGAAUAGAGACCCAGAUAUUAUGCCUUAUGAUGAUUCUCGAGUCUUGUUAACAAGCCAGAAAGAUGAUUAUAUUAAUGCUAGUUGGUUAGAUGAACUUGUGUUAUCCUGUCCCAAGUUCAUUGCUACUCAGUUUCCACUGAAUGUAACUAUUGUUGACUUUUGGAUUAUGGUCUAUGAACAAGGUGCUGAAGUUAUAGUGAAACUGUUUAGUGAAGCUGAAGAAGGCAAGAAAUAUCCAAAUUACUGGCCAACAGAGAAAGGUCAAAUCAUUUUUCAUGGUCCCAUUGGUUUAACUUUACAGACCUGUAAAGAAAAAGAAUUUUGGACUGAACGUCUUAUUUAUCUUACACAUUCUGAGACCAAGCAAGCUAGAACAAUUGUCCAUCUUCAGUAUCGGAACUGGCCUGUCAGUGGCUUCCCUGAAAAGAUCCCCUAUUUACUGCAGUUUAUUGCAGAAGUACAUUCUUUCUAUCGACAACAGAGAAGCCUAACUAAACCAGUUAUUGUUCACUGCAGUAAUGGAGUAGGCCGAACAGGAACCUUUAUUUCUGUGUAUGCUGGAGUUGAAGAAGUGAAUCAUGCCAAUGGAAUUCUAGAUAUUCAAGCAUUGUGCCAAAAGAUGAUGAAGAAACGCCGAUAUAUCAUUCGAGAUAAGGAACAGCUCAAAUACUGUUAUGAUACCAUUUUAUAUCAUGCAGAAGAUUUACUUAUGAAACGUGGAAUUCUGACCAAUAAAGCUUCUUUUGGUGAUAAACUACCAAAUCCUGGAGACAAGACACACCAGAGGAAGCCAUCUGAAGACUUGACCAAAAUCAAUGUAUCAUCUGCACAAACUGAGACUUCUAAGGACUCUAAAGUAACAAGUUCAAAGAGUGAAGAGACUAACAGUGAAGUAGAUUCUGGUAAAGUUGUUGACUCAACUUCUUCCAAUCUUCCUGACCUUGUGCAACAGCAGUGCAAUUUGAAUACAUCUGAUGCCACAGGUGAAGCCCAGGUUGAGAGCCGAAGUCGAUCUGGUUCGGGCUCUUCUUCCAAAAGCAUUGGUACUGCAGGUGGGAGCAGUGGUACAACCUCAAUGAGUAAUUCACCCCAACACAUUGGCAGUAGUCAGCAGAAAGAUAUACCACUCUCUUUGGCUCAGCUACAAAAUCCUAAUACUUUUACACUUGAACUGACAGCUGGACGUAAAAAGAUUACAAAAUCAAGUUUCACAAAUAAAACCACAUCAAUUACAGAUAGCAUGAAUGACCCAGAUGAUCCUCUUAGUUCACUUGACCCUCUUUGGUCUAUUAAGAAAAAAGAAGACUCUUAAUAUUAUUAUUAUCAUUAAUAUUAUUAGUGCGGUGGAGUGCAGAAUUAGUAGUGUGGCGGACAAAAUGCUUUGCAGUAUUUAGUUGCGUCCCUUUGUGUUCUGAUUUCACAUCCACUAGUGUUGACAUUGCCUUUUCUUCCUUUAAUGGGGAGGUUUGCUAAAAUAAUUACCAGUGAUAUACUGGUGGUCAAUUCAGUCAUUGACUGUACCCUCUCCCUCAAAGUUUGUGGCCUUGUGUCACAGUUAGCAAUCACCAGUUAUCAUCCUCAUCAUUGUUAUUAUUAUUAUUAUCCUAUCUAAUUUUUGUUCCAUUUAUAUUUAAUUCUCUGCUCAUUUGUAAUGGAUUGCUUUCCUCUCUCUUGAAGAAACUCUGAAAGUUUGUUCAAUGUUAUUGUUGCACUGAUCUUUUCCAUUCCCCCUCUAUCUAUGUCUCUGUUUUUAUUCCUACACAGAAUUGGUUUUAUGCUAACUUAUCCAUGGACACUGAUAAGUUGAGUAAUUAAAACAAUUAGACUAUAAAUUAGGAUAUUAUGUAUAUAUUAAAUCAUUUAUUGCUUCCCUAAA
Molecule: messenger RNA, 7431 nt
Organism: Octopus sinensis (East Asian common octopus)
Lineage: Eukaryota; Metazoa; Mollusca; Cephalopoda; Octopoda; Octopodidae
Product: tyrosine-protein phosphatase non-receptor type 23
Exons: 30
Coding region: 58-6867 (2269 amino acids)
Biological process (GO): endocytic recycling; protein dephosphorylation; early endosome to late endosome transport
Cellular component (GO): endosome
Molecular function (GO): protein tyrosine phosphatase activity; protein binding
Source: RefSeq, a predicted model, not a curated record